AUGUCUGGUAACGAACAUCUCGAGCGUCUAGCCACGCAUGAGCUGGAAAUUGGAGCCACGGACGCCGUUCAGAGGCACGUUACCCGGAAGGUUGUCGAACCCAAGCCGGUCUCGCAGCGUAAGCUCGAUUUCGAACAUCGAAGGCCACGAUGGCUGCGAGAGAUGAUGGCGGAAGCUACGGGAGUCUUCUUCUAUGUGUAUCCCGGGAUUGCCUCGACGGCGGCAUUCUUCCUUAACGGAACGGAACCUCAAUUCGGAUCUUUGUUCCAGAUCGGCUGGGCCUACGCCAUUGGAAUCGCGUUUGCGAUCAUUACCUGCGCUUCCACAUCUGGAGGCCACUUCAACCCUGCUAUCACCCUAUGCUUUGCGUACUGGCAAGGUUUUCCAUGGAAGAAGGUCCCUUACUAUAUCUUCGCGCAAGUCUUUGGGGCCUUUGUCGCUGGUCUAGUGCUUAUGGGCCAGUACCAUGAGCAAAUAUCGGUGUUUACGGCAGAAUCGAUUGCGGCAGGAAAAGGGACGGUCUAUAACGGCGGACCAGCUAGUAUAUUAUGCACCUUUCCAGGAGAAACGCAGAAUAACCUUGGGUAUCUGUUCUUGAUCGAGUGGUUUGUCGAUAGCUUCAUCGGCAUCGUCAUUUGGGCUUCUCUAGAUCCAGCCAACCCCUUCGUAUCUCCAUACUCCGCGCCAUUCGUGAUCGGUCUUGCAUAUGCUAAUAUGGUCUGGGGUUUCGCGGAUAUCUCGAUCUCGACGAAUUUGGCUCGUGACCUCGGUACGCGGAUAGUUGCCGCAAUUUGGUUCGGCGGCGAAGCCUUCUCAUACAAGAAUUACUCGUGGAUCGCAAUCCUGGUCAACGUCCCAGCCACGUUUUUCGCUACAGCGUACUAUGAAUUCUUGAUGAGGGAUAGUUUGAAGAAGAUUGGCCAUGGUCAUGCGGUGCAUGAGGAAGGGGAGGAAGGCCUGGCGAGGCAUCUAACGAAGACUGGAAAGAUGGAAAUGGAGAAUGGAACCACUUCGACACUGAGGAAAGGCGAAUCACACGUGUGA
Trematosphaeria pertusa is the source of this 1044-nucleotide messenger RNA. RefSeq names its product aquaporin-like protein. The transcript is spliced from 3 exons. Gene Ontology annotation, biological process: water transport; glycerol transmembrane transport. Bases 1 to 1044 code for a protein of 347 amino acids. Gene Ontology annotation, molecular function: water channel activity; glycerol channel activity. The record is from RefSeq and is a predicted model, not a curated record. Gene Ontology annotation, cellular component: plasma membrane. Lineage: Eukaryota; Fungi; Ascomycota; Dothideomycetes; Pleosporales; Trematosphaeriaceae.